AUGACACUAGAAGAUUGCUUGAAGGAUUCUCUCCCACUUGGUGAAGAGUUCGAAAUUUUCAAUCUUCAAUCCCCUCCAAGAGAGACUUCGCCCAUUGUAUUCCCUGAAGCUGGAGGAAACAUUAACAAAAAGAAUGAGAAUAUCAAGACAGUAAAGACUCAGCAUUUCGUGGCACUAUGUCAUUCGCAAAAGGUUGUGUUUGCAGUGGAGAUUGUAGUCUAUUUCACAAUUUAUCUUAAUUCGUCGGCGCCUACUGAAAGACUUUUGUUCGUCUCGAAAGCUGACACGAACGGUUAUUGUUCAGUAAAACUGAAUGUCGGGCGAAUCGUGAGGUCAAUAAUUGCAUUCAUCUUGGCCAUUGAUCCAAAUCAUUACUUGCAAAAAGUCAAACCGGGUGUUCGGAAGUUAUUGGCUAGUGAUCAUAUCAUAAGAAGGACUACACCGGUGAGGAAGGCAUUGAAGAUCUUGUCCGAAAGAAAACUCGAUAGAUACGGGAUCAACAGCAAAGUACACAUCCCUGAACACGAAUUGUACGUCAAAUAUCCAGCUGCUACUGAGCUUAUUACACAAAUAAGUCUAUUCACUAGAGCAGAACCUCAAUAUCUGUUUUCCGACUCUUCCAAAAAUCCUAAUAAGCACAUUUUGAGCGGUGAUAAACUACUGCUGUGGUGGUUAAGGAUUAUCGAUCAAGUGAUAGUGGAAUCCUUCGACGACACCACAAAAGCCACUUUACAAAUACCAGGUGAGGAAAAGAGAAUAAUUGCAAAUUAUCUGAGGCGUACUAAGUACAAAAAUUGGACUGUGGGAGAUAUAUUCUCAAAAGAUCCUCAGGACAUUGCACUUUACAGAAUCCCACUAUUUCCAGAUGACCCUAAGGGCAGGUUCCUUGAGCAUUUAGCAAGCGAUGGAAGAAUUCACAAGGUGACUGUCUCGACCUUCUGGACUGAAUUACAAGCAAGACAAGAGUUCCGCCUCGGAUCCACCGUUUCUGUCAUCGGAGUAUCAGGAAGAUAUACCGGAAUAACCAAUGUACUCCAGCCACAGGAUAUAGUGGUAACAAUGUCAAAGAAUGAGUUCAAAAACCUGAAAAACUACAUUACCGGAGAGGAAUAUGACACCAGUGAAGGUGCGGAGGAGGCAUAUAUGAACAUUAGAGAUAUUUUGAAAAAUAAUUACGCAUCACAGAUGGUGAAAAUCACUGGUAAUUUCAAGAGCCAAGUUAACGCGCCACAACAAAACACGAACACUAUAAACGUGAUCAACACCUUGAGCAUUCAUAGAAAACCUAGAGCCUAA
Kluyveromyces marxianus DMKU3-1042 is the source of this 1296-nucleotide messenger RNA. RefSeq names its product H3 histone acetyltransferase RTT109 (gene RTT109). The transcript has a single exon. Gene Ontology annotation, biological process: DNA damage response. The record is from RefSeq and is a predicted model, not a curated record. Gene Ontology annotation, molecular function: histone H3K56 acetyltransferase activity. Gene Ontology annotation, cellular component: nucleus. Bases 1 to 1296 code for a protein of 431 amino acids. NCBI's taxonomy places the organism in Eukaryota, Fungi, Ascomycota, Saccharomycetes, Saccharomycetales, Saccharomycetaceae.